GGUACUACCAGUGUGCCCUAAAAACACAAAAAGGAGGCAGCUCCACCCAGCUCCCCUGGGCUCCAGGCACUCACAGGCUCAGCUGAGCACCUUCGAGCUGCCCCUGGCACCCAAGUGGGACUGGCCUGAGAGGCCCUGACCCAGGAACAUCAGCCCACGCCAGCCCCCAGCCUCCAGAGCCCAAUCACAGCAGCACCCUGGGCUUGCCCACACCCUCGGGCACAAUCCCACAAGUCCCUUGGGACCUGUCCUCAUGUGGGGAGGGAGCUGGAUGCCCUGCAGGGUUUGUGCAGUCUGCCAGCUGCACCCCAGAAUCCCAGAGGAGCAGGUGCCCUGCAACCCAAACUGAGGCCCCAAGGGAGACAUGCUUCACCCCCACCUUGUCCAUCACCCUCCCUCCUGCAGGAGUGGCUGCGCAAGUUUGGCUACCUGCCUCCCGCAGACCCCGAAGCCACACGGCCCCCAACCCCAGAGCUCUCCAGCGCCAUCUCCUCCAUGCAGCGCUUCGGAGGCCUGGAGCCCACAGGCCUACUGGAUGAGGCCACCCUGGUGCUGAUGAGAACCCCACGCUGCUCCCUACCCGAUGUCCCUGCGGUGACUCCCACUCGCAGGCGGCGCCAGGCUCCGGCCCCUGUUCGGUGGAACAAGAGGAUCUUGUCCUGGAGGGUCCGAACAUUCCCAAGGGACUCGCAGCUGGGCCGUGACACGGUGCGUGCGCUCAUGUACUACGCGCUCAAGGUCUGGAGUGACAUUGCCCCCCUGGAUUUCCACGAGGUGGCGGGCAACAUGGCCGACAUCCAGGUUGACUUCUCCCGGGCGGCCCACGAUGACCGCUUCCCCUUUGAUGGCCCAGGGGGCACCCUGGCACAUGCCUUCCUGCCCGGGGACAACGGGGCCGCAGGGGACACACACUUUGAUGACGAUGAGAUCUGGACCUUCCGAUCCUCUGAUGCUCAUGGGAUGGACCUGUUCGCUGUGGCUGUCCAUGAGUUCGGCCAUGCCAUUGGCCUGAGCCACGUGGCAGCCAUGAACUCCGUCAUGCAGCCCUACUACCAGGGCCCCGUAGGCGACCCACUGCGCUUCCGUCUGCCCUACGAGGACCGGGUGCGCGUGUGGCAGCUGUACGGUAUGCGCGAGUCUGUGUCUCUCAUGGCACAGCCAGAUGCCCCAGAUCCCUCCCUCCUGCCAGAGCCCCCCAACAACCGCUCCAGCACCCUGCCUCACUGGGACGCACCACCCAGGUGCAACGCACACUUCGAUGCAGUAGCCCAGAUUCGUGGAGAAGCUUUCUUCUUCAAAGGCAGGUACUUCUGGCGGCUGACUCGGGACGGGCAUCUGGUGUCGCUGCAGCCGGCCCAUCUGCACCGCUUCUGGCGGGGACUCCCUCUGCACCUGGACAGCGUGGACGCCGUGUAUGAGCGACUGCUUGACCACAAGAUCGUCUUCUUCAAAGGCGGCAGAUACUGGGUGUUCAAGGACAAUAAUGCGGAGGAAGGGUUCCCACGGCCCGUCUCCGACUUCGGCCUCCCCGCCGACGGCAUCGACGCUGCACUCUCCCGGCCGCCCGGUGACAAGACUUAUUUCUUUAAGGACCAGCUGUACUGGUGCUUUGACGAGCACACGCGCCGCCUGGACCCCGGUCACCCCGCCCCAAGCCCCCUGUGGACGGGGCUCCCCAGCACCCUUGAUGCUGCCAUGCACUGGUCUGACGGUGCCUCCUACUUUUUCCACGGCAGCAACUACUGGAAGGUGCUGGAUGGAGAGGAGGAGGCAGCGCCUGGGUUUCCCCAGCUCACGGCCCGGGACUGGCUGGUGUGUGAGAAGCUGCCAGCCCAGCCUGAGGGCACAGACCGGGCACCUGCCCCACCAGCCCGACAGGGCCGCAGCCAUGCUGAGGACGGCUUUGAGGUCUGCUCCUGCACCUCCCGGGGAUCCCAGGGCCCACUACUGGCCUCUGCACUGCUGUUGAUGCUGCCGCUGCUGCUACUGCUAUUGCCAAUGUCUGGUACUGUCACCCAGGCCCUGGCUCCAAGCCCUCUGCCGCCACGGGACCAGGAUGUGACUGUCACCCCAGAGAUUGGAACCAGGGGUCUCCAGGUGUCCACUGAGUCUUAGGGGCAGUCUCUGGAGUGGACAGUCUGCCUGGUAGACUGUGGGCCACGGGCAGGGCCCAAGGAGGGUUGAACAGCUACCCUGAACUUUGAAGCCAGGAUAGAGUCUCGCAGGAGAGGUGGCACCCACAGAAACAGACUUUGUCAGGACCCUAAGCUUCCUCCCUCCACCUCCCAGGUGCUGCAUCUACUGUGGGAUCCCAAAACGAACAAGGCUUCUAAGAAGCCGUUGGUCUCAGCUCCGCCCCAGGACACCCCUGCCCUAGGUCCUCCAGGAGGGUGAGCAACUUGGGGAGGGCCAGUCUCAGGAAGGGCCUGACUGGGGCAGCCCCCACACCCUCAGGCCCAGAUUCUGGGCCACUCGCAUUCUGGCCACCCUCAGUGACACUCCCCACGUUGGCUGCUGGGGACGGAGGGAAACUGAGGCUGGAGUGAACUGUCAGACAGAACCAGGCCUCCAGCUGCUCGAUGGUCCUCCUCAUCAGCUGUGUGGGACCCAUCCACAAGACCAGCUUCAGCGUGGAGGCCUCGCUGUGUGUUCUGAUAAAAUGUCGCCCCGU
Messenger RNA from Suncus etruscus (white-toothed pygmy shrew), 2671 nucleotides. It is a transcript of the gene MMP17, whose product is annotated as matrix metallopeptidase 17. Gene Ontology annotation, biological process: proteolysis; extracellular matrix organization; collagen catabolic process. Gene Ontology annotation, molecular function: zinc ion binding; metalloendopeptidase activity. Lineage: Eukaryota; Metazoa; Chordata; Mammalia; Eulipotyphla; Soricidae. The transcript has 9 exons. The coding region runs from base 496 to 2115 and encodes 539 amino acids. The record is from RefSeq and is a predicted model, not a curated record. Gene Ontology annotation, cellular component: extracellular matrix.